UCAAGUAGCAAUAGAUGGGAACUGUAUGUAUUCUUAGUUUGUUUUGUGAUUGGCGCACUGUAUGAAAACUGACUUCUCUAUUUACAUAGUCAUGUCAAGUUGAUGAAAUCGUUUCUGACAAAUAAAGAUCCUACAGAUGGCUAUGGGCAUAAUGAUUACGAUCAUCGCUUCUUCUACGUUGACAAUGGAAAAUGCUAUUACGUUUGUGGGUUAGCACGGGAUUGCAUGGCAAAUUACCUUUAUGGAAAGGACAGAAUGGAAGUAUUCAUAGACAUAAAUUGGAUUAAGUCAUUCAAGAACAAUCCAUCGGUAAAGGGAUUGCAUUGCUAGCAUUUGUAAGAACGGAAUUAUGGCAAAUUCAAUAAGAUUUAAGGUCGAUAGUCAUCAGUUUUUUUCUGGUGUAGAAGAUAUUAAUUUUUCUUUGAGUGAGGGGGCAUGUACAUUUUAUUUGCCACGUAAAUGGAACCAAAAGUCAAUAGACGGAUUACUGGCCUUAUACAAGACAGGUAUGUUGUAUAUUGCACCAAUUCAGAUCACCCUUGAUAAGGAAGGACAUUCAGAUUCUGAAGGAGCUUUUUUUUCUGGGAUUUGGCCAGAAUUGAAAUCAAAUAUACCAAAAGAUAUACGUAAAAUACAUAAAGAAAUGCUUAGAAAGCGAAAUAUAUGACUAUUCCUCCGCGAGAUUACUCUAUGACUUUACCUUUUUUUUUUCAUUGCUUCUGUGCCUCUUCCAGUAACAUAUAACAUAACCUCUGCCUUGUCUUUCAUAUUUUCAUCUUAGUACGCAACAAAUAAGGGAUUCAAUAACUUGAACGAUGGUUUUUCAUCACUGUCUAGCAAAAUAUCAUUUUACAGCAUCUGUUAUUAUCCCCAUACAUUAUCUAUCGUAUUUGCUUUUGUGUUUGCGAGAUAGUGAAGACAAUCUGAACGGCGACCAUGCAAAGCUUCAUCUU
Molecule: messenger RNA, 953 nt
Organism: Rhizophagus irregularis DAOM 181602=DAOM 197198
Lineage: Eukaryota; Fungi; Glomeromycota; Glomeromycetes; Glomerales; Glomeraceae
Source: RefSeq, a predicted model, not a curated record